Molecule: messenger RNA, 1092 nt
Organism: Rhinocladiella mackenziei CBS 650.93
Lineage: Eukaryota; Fungi; Ascomycota; Eurotiomycetes; Chaetothyriales; Herpotrichiellaceae
Exons: 1
Coding region: 1-1092 (363 amino acids)
Molecular function (GO): arylformamidase activity
Source: RefSeq, a predicted model, not a curated record
AUGGCAGACACAUUCUCCCAAGCCGGUCGGCGUCUCAGCCAGAUCAAAGACGCCAUCCUAGGCAAAACAGCAACAACAAUUCCAUUCGACCCGGACUCCACCUCGUUUCCAACGCGAAAGCACCUGCCCAAGAUUGUCGACGCUCCUGACGAAGCAGCCUGGGUCUGGGGAAAAGACGACUACAUCGGGCGCUUGAACCUGCUGACGCCCACGCGCGUGAAAGCCGCCGCCCAAGAGAUCCGCACAGGAGAAAUGGCCCGACUGGACCUGCCCACCAACGUCCCCGAACAGCCAGCCUUUGGCCGCCAAAAGUUCGAGCACAAGAUCCUGACGCUCGUCGACGGCGUCGCCUACGACGACGUCUACCAUAUGAACACCCAAUCCGGGACCCAGUGGGACGGAUUCAGGCACUUCGCUCACGUGCCCACGAAGACAUUCUACAAUAACACGCACGGCUCAGACAUCGUGGGUCCCGAAGCAAAUCAUAAAUGCAGUAUUCAUCAUUGGUCACGCCACGGAUUUUCCGGGCGUGGAGUUUUGCUCGACUACCGCUCCUACGCCGACAGUCAAGGGAUCAAAUACGACACGGCGACAUCGCAUGCGAUCAGCUAUGAUGAUCUCGUUGCGUGUGGGAAAUUUCAGGGUUUGGAUAUCCGGCCCGCCGCACAAGGCGGGGAUAUUAAGAUCGGCGAUAUCCUGCUCGUCCGUUCCGGGUGGACGGUCGACUACUACGCGCGUACCCCCGAGGAGCGGGCCCGCUUGGCUUUGCGCGGCCACGAUUCCCACGGCACCGAAGCCCAGUGGGCUGGCUUGAAACAGGAAGAAGCAAUCAAGGACUGGUUACAUGAUUGCUACUUUGCCGCGGUGGGCGGGGACGCGCCGUCUUUUGAGCGCUGGCCGACGCCCGAAUCGUAUUAUUUGCACGAGUAUAUACUAGCGCUGUGGGGGAUGCCGUUGGGCGAAAUGCUGGAUUUGGAGAAAGUCGGUGAACUAGCGAAGAAGUAUAAGCGGUGGACGUUCUUUUUCUCGAGUUCGCCGGCAAAUUGCCCUGGAGGGGUCAGCAGUCAUGUCAACGCGACGGCGAUCUUCUAG